Pygoscelis adeliae (Adelie penguin) is the source of this 3195-nucleotide messenger RNA. It is a transcript of the gene QSOX2, whose product is annotated as quiescin Q6 sulfhydryl oxidase 2. Gene Ontology annotation, molecular function: protein disulfide isomerase activity; flavin-dependent sulfhydryl oxidase activity. The record is from RefSeq and is a predicted model, not a curated record. The transcript is spliced from 18 exons. Gene Ontology annotation, cellular component: Golgi membrane. NCBI's taxonomy places the organism in Eukaryota, Metazoa, Chordata, Aves, Sphenisciformes, Spheniscidae. Gene Ontology annotation, biological process: protein folding. The coding region runs from base 1 to 2679 and encodes 892 amino acids.
AUGACUUUUCAUCCGCAGAGAGAGCUCACAGCUCAGAGGAAUCGCUACUGGUGUGAGACUAUUUUCAAAGUCCAGGAUCAAGAGGAAAUUGCCAACCAGUCUCCUGGAGAGAGCCUGAGGACACCGGUCAGCCUCAGGUUACAGCCCUCUGCCGCUCCGAGCCCUGGACCUGAGACUCACGACCACUUUGAGCAGGACUUUGAAUCCCUGCUGGCAGAGCAAGGGGAGCCGCUGCAUGACCAUCAAACCUUGAAUCUGUUGCCACCUCUGGUGAAUCUGCCCCAUGGGGAGACCUGUGCGGGGGAUGACUCUGAAGAAAGCAGCGAACAGGCCAGCUCCGACAGCCAGUGGAGCAGAGUCGGCCGGCACUACGGAGGCUCCAGCACCUUCUGCCACUUCAGCUUGGCCAUGGUGGAGCAGUGUCUGAGGGGAGAAGAGCUGCGAGCUCGACACCAGGCUGCCCUCCUCAAGCUCCGCAAAAAAGCUCUCCGGGAAAAAGCUGGGGCUGAGCUGGCCUGGCUGGGCCACCAGAAACGCUGUCUGGAAAACCUGCAAGAUAGUAAGGGAGCCUCUGCCAUGGCUGCAAAGCAGCAGAAAAUCCUAAUGGAGCUGAAACAGGAGCAGACAUUUGUUCAGGGUGAAACUAUUAAAAUAAUGAACCUGGAAAAGAAUGACUUAGAAAUGAAAAGAAAAUUCCUUAAUAUGACCAAGUAUGGAAACUGUAAGAGAGACAGAGUGGACCUUAUUCUGAUUCAGGAGCUCCGCAAAGAAGAAUCUCAGUGGACUUGCUAUGAUGAUGAUGAAUUAACUGUGAAGAUGAGAAUGACUGAAGACAUAUUUGAUAGCUUGAUCCUUGAUACAAUCAGAGUUCUUAAUACAAUUUAUCUGAGAAAAGCCUACUGGGAAUCUGCAAUUAGAGUUGGUGUGCUGGAUUGCGGGGAAGAGGAGAACUAUGAGACAUGCAAAGAAUAUGGUAUUCACUAUUACCCAACUUUUAGGUACUUCAAAGCAUUUACAAAGCAGUUUACUACUGGAGAAAAUUACAAAGGAGCAGAUCGAGAGCUGCAAACAGUUCGUCAGAUGAUGAUUGACUUCUUACAGAACCAUUCCCAAGAGUUGAGACCACCUGCUUGCCCACCGUUGGAUCCAGUUUCGUCCAGUGAUAUUACUUCUCUCUUUGACAAGAACAGCCAUCAUUAUACUGCCAUUGUGUUUGAAAGUAACAACUCCUAUGUUGGACGAGAGGUUAUCUUAGACUUGAUCCAGUAUGAAAACAUCGUUGUAAAGAGAGCGUUGAAUUUUGAUAAGCCUUUUCUUGAGAAACUUGGUAUUACCUCAGUCCCUUCAUGCUAUCUGAUGCAUCCAAAUGGGUCCCAUGGAUUAAUUAACAUUUUGAAGCCUCUACGGUCUUUCUUUUCUUCAUAUUUAAAGUCACUGCCAGGUGUAAGAAAAAAACUUCUUUUGCCACUUCAGCUACCUGCUCAAGAAAAAAGAGAGGAGAGUACAGAAAUCAAGGUGUGGAAAGAGUUUGAUAAAUCUAAGCUGUACAUGGCUGACCUUGAAUCGGGAUUGCAUUACCUGCUCAGGGUAGAGCUUGCUACGCACAAGACACUUGAGGGAGCUGAGCUAAAGACUUUCAAGGAUUUUGUUACCAUCUCUGCCAAGCUCUUUCCUGGCCGUCAGCCUGUGGUAAAGUUGUUAGAGACCUUGCAAGAAUGGCUGGUGAGCCUUCCAUUAGACAAAAUCCCUUAUGAUGCUAUCCUAGAUCUGGUCAACAACAAAAUGCGGAUUUCUGGGAUAUUUCUCACUAAGAAAGUUCAGUGGGUCGGAUGUCAGGGCAGCAGACCAGAGCUGAGAGGUUACACCUGUUCCCUUUGGAAGCUGUUUCAUAUCCUAACUGUUCAAGCUGCACUGCGACCAAAAGCUUUGAUAAGUACAGGUCUUGAAGACAAUCCCCAAACAGUACUUCAGAUCAUGCGGAGAUACAUUCACCACUUUUUUGGAUGCAGGGCUUGUGCUCAGCAUUUUGAAGAAAUGGCUAAAGAGUCCAUGGAUUCCGUUAAAACCUUAGACGCGGCUGUUCUCUGGCUCUGGGAGAAACACAACGUAGUGAAUAACAGGCUCGCAGGCGAUUUGACUGAAGAUCCAAAAUUUCCCAAAGUUCAGUGGCCACCUCCAGACAUUUGUCCUGCAUGUCAUGAAGAAAUUAAAGGAUUACACAGCUGGAAUGAAGCCCAAGUUCUACAGUUCAUGACGGAUCACUAUAACAGUGAAAAUAUUCUAUAUAAAUACGCUGAAAGCCAGACUGACUCCAGUGAAACUGAGCAGGGAGAUACGAGGGAGGUGAAAGACAAAAGCCUACUGAAGAAACCAAGUGGAAACAGAGAAAAUAAGAUCCAGGAUAAAGAAAAUAUACUAGAUUCAGAAUCUAAGGUGUUAGAUAAGCUAGUAGCGAAUCAUGGACCUGUCAAAGAUAGCGGUAAAAGCGCAGUUGGUUCAGCUAACCUUAAACAGACGAAGCAGGCCGUGUCUUUCUUGGGGAUUGGAUUUUCAAACAUAGACAUGAGUCUGUGUGUCAUACUGUAUGUCGCUUCAUCCUUAUUUUUAAUGAUAAUGUACUUUUUUUUCCGAAUGAGAUCUAAACGGUGGAAAGUGAAGUAUUAUCGGUCAUCUGUAUAGAAGUUACAAUGAAAACUUUGUUUCCGAUUUAAUGUGGCUGUUCAGUACCAGAUACAGCUUUAAUAUUUAUGAUCAGGGAUUUUAUAUACAGUAUUCCUUGUCUAAAACCCCUUUCUUCCCAGGUCAUUUCACAAGUGUUCUUGCUUAAUAUACGGAGCUCGCAGUAAGAACUCUAAUCUUUAACUGAGGCACAUAGUGCUAUCAUAAAAUGUCCACUGAAGUAAGCAUUGCAUUUUUUCAGUUAAGAUUUUUCCGUGACUUACCACCUACAUCCUUUACUCAUUUUCAGAGUAAACAUUACAUUAUGCAAUCAACUGUGCCUGGGUUUAGAAGGAAAUUGGAUAUUGUUUUGUGUACUUCAAGGCAGGUUUUUUUUUAAUUUAUCCAGAGCUGAUUUUACCUACCAGAGUCCUGAACAGUUAUGCUGUUACCUUGGCCGCUUCAUUUGGAGAACCAAGAAUUCUGAUUUUUUUUCAGGAAACGAGUUCUAUUCUGAUUAAAUCGAUUCUAAACCUA